AUGCUCCGAGUGAACGGAAUCCCUUAUGCGAAGUUGGGUGUCAUCGGAAAGGGUGGCUCCUGUAAAGUAUACAGGGCGCUGUCUAAGAACUGCUCUGUCUACGCCAUCAAGAAGGUCAAACUUAGUGGUAUGGACGAGAAGGCCAUAGCCGGAUAUUCGAAUGAAAUUGCUUUACUAAAGCGCCUUCGAGACAAUCCUGCGAUCAUUCAAUUACUAGAUAGCGAAGUGGAUCUUCAGCGCCACGCUAUCUUUUUAGUAAUGGAAGUCGGCGAAGUCGAUCUAAACCACGUUCUUCAACAGCAAGCAGCAGCACAGACUAACGGUUCUUGUGGAGAUAACAAGCGGACUCUCAAUAUGAAUUUUAUACGUUUGACAUGGCAACAGAUGCUAAGUGCAGUGCACUGCAUCCACGAAGAGCGAAUCAUCCAUGGAGAUUUGAAACCUGCGAAUUUCCUAUUUGUACGAGGCACACUGAAACUUAUCGAUUUUGGAAUCGCUAAGGCUAUUCAGAACGACGAUACAACUAACAUCUACCGGGAAAGUCAGAUUGGUACACUUAACUAUAUGUCGCCUGAAGCGAUUUUGGAUACCGGGACAGGAAAUAGUGGAACACGAAUAAAAACGGGACGGGCGUCUGACAUAUGGUCACUAGGUUGCAUAUUAUAUCAAAUGAUAUAUGGGCGAACUCCAUUUGCUGAGCUGCAUAUGAUACAGAAGCUGCAAGCUAUCGUAAAUCCAGAGCACAAAAUCAGUUUUCCAUUCUGUGUCGACGAAAGUGCCAUAGAUGUAAUGCAGAGUUGUCUACGAAGGAACCCUGAUGAAAGA
Molecule: messenger RNA, 825 nt
Organism: Phaeodactylum tricornutum CCAP 1055/1
Lineage: Eukaryota; Bacillariophyta; Bacillariophyceae; Surirellales; Neidiaceae
Exons: 2
Biological process (GO): protein localization to kinetochore; mitotic spindle assembly checkpoint signaling; meiotic spindle assembly checkpoint signaling
Cellular component (GO): nucleus; spindle; kinetochore
Molecular function (GO): protein serine/threonine/tyrosine kinase activity; protein serine/threonine kinase activity; ATP binding
Source: RefSeq, a predicted model, not a curated record